GACGAGGCCCGAGAGCCCGAACGCGGACGAGAAUCGAGUUCGUGCCAUCCCGAAGCCAAUUGGACCCGAAGAAGAAUUCAUGGGCCGUCGGGACUGACACCGACUUCACGCUUCAUGGACAGUGGCCGAAGCUGCGCCGUGGCGCCAUUGAGGAAAGAAGAGAUGGAGAGGCAAAAGCACGGCAUGGAUGUGGGAAGAGUGCUUGGCGACGUCCAAAAGAAUUGGGACGGAAUUGGGAGCAGGUUUGGGCUGUGCAUUGAACGUGGAAAGGACGUUGUAGCCGGAAUUGUGAAGAAUUCAGCUAUGGGGAACAGGAAUGUGAAUAAUUCAAUAUUGCAGUUUACUGGAUUGCUUGGGCAGAAAAUGGAGGAAGGAAGGGCGAAUCUGUUACAAGCCUGGGAGAGCCUGAAUAGAAACCAUCACAACACCAGGAUGCCUAUGUUUGCUAGUAUUUCCGCUUCUUCUGGAAACACAUCAGCCCCUUGGGAACCCACGCCUCUGUUUCAAUUAGCCAUGAGUACUGAGCAGGUUUCCAAGAGGCUUGAUGGUGUUCCUGUGUACACCGUCAGCAACUCUGCAAAUGAAUUCGUAUUAGUUUCCGAUAUCAACAGCCAGAAAUCACUGGGAAUAUUUUGCUUCAGACAGGAAGACGCAGAAGCUUUGCUGUCUCAGGUUCGGGAUCGAGAGCCCUCUUUAGGGCGUGGGGCAAAAGUUGUAGCAGUAUCUCUGGAUAAGGUAUACCAGCUGAAUACCGAAGGUAUAGCCUUUCGCUUCUUACCUGAUCCACAUCAAGUCAAAAACGCACUGGAGACGAAGUUGAAGCCAGGAGAGAAGAGGAAGACGUUUGAUGGAGUGCCUGUUUUCCAGUCUGACAACUUGAUUCUACGGAGCAACAAUCGACGUUUCUGCCCAAUAUUUUUUUGCAAGGAGGACUUGGAAAGGGCUCUCAGUAGAGCCUUCAAACAGCAGCAAAGGGUGAAUCCCUCUUUGCAAGUAAAUUCUAAUAUUCAGGUUGGUAGUUUUGAAGAUGUCUUGAAAAGACUGGAGAGCAACGACGAAGAUACAGGUUGGGGCGAUAUUGUGUUUAUUCCUCCUGGAAUGGAUGCUUUCAGUCAUCUAGGAAAAGCAGUUGCACAAGCAUCAAAGCGGGGUGAAUCCGUUGUUGCAUAACCUCCAGAGUAAAUUGCAAAUUAGUUAGGCGACAAUUUUGACAAGCCAAAUUUAAUCAAUCUCUCAUUUUCAGUUCUCAAAAGGUUUUAUUACGACUCUUCAUUGGAGAGCUGUGCCCUAAGUGAAGAGCAGCGACGGUGAUUCUUAGUCGCGUAUUUAGCUUAUUGGGAAGAAUAUUUGAUGCAAAAGAAACUGAGUAGUACUUGGAAGUGUUAGCUGAGUUAGCCAUAAAAGGUGAUCACCAUCUAUGGUGAACUUGAAUGUCAAUCUUGUCAAAGCAUGUCAUCCCACGCAGAUUAUCUAUAAUAAAGGAUCAAAAGCAUGUCACCGAGCAAUCCC
Molecule: messenger RNA, 1509 nt
Organism: Marchantia polymorpha subsp. ruderalis
Lineage: Eukaryota; Viridiplantae; Streptophyta; Marchantiopsida; Marchantiales; Marchantiaceae
Source: the annotation of a GenBank genome assembly